Eremomyces bilateralis CBS 781.70 is the source of this 717-nucleotide messenger RNA. RefSeq lists its product as uncharacterized. NCBI's taxonomy places the organism in Eukaryota, Fungi, Ascomycota, Dothideomycetes, Eremomycetales, Eremomycetaceae. The record is from RefSeq and is a predicted model, not a curated record. Gene Ontology annotation, cellular component: cytoplasm; membrane. The annotation marks the transcript as partial. The transcript is spliced from 3 exons.
AUGUCCGUCAAGUUCGAGAAAGAAACCAUCCGCAGCAAUGUACCUGUCUCUGCUUCAGGUGCGGCACGCGGCGGCGAGAAAGGCGACCUGGUUCACGAGGUCGGAGCAGCCCUGACUAAGGCUGGCGGACCUAAAGGCUAUCUUGCUGCAUACCUCCAGCAACUCGGAUCGCACCCGCUGCGCACGAAAAUGUUGACGUCCGGGACGCUGUCAUCCCUUCAGGAAAUCCUGGCAUCAUGGAUCGCUCACGAUAAGAACAAAAAUGGACAUUACUUCACUUCCCGGGUGCCCAAGAUGGGCAUAUAUGGUGCAUUCGUCGCGGCGCCAACCGGACAUGUGCUGUUCUGGCUGCUGCAGAAGAUCUUUGCUGGAAGGACGAGCGUGAAAGCGAAGGUCCUGCAAAUCCUCGUGAGCAAUUUGAUCGUCUCCCCGAUUCAAAACACCGUCUAUCUCGCAUCCAUGGCCAUCAUUGCGGGAGCCCAGACCUUCCAUCAAGUGCGAGCCACGGUCCGCGCUGGGUUCAUGCCAGUCAUGAAGGUCAGCUGGAUCACCUCCCCCAUCUGCCUGGCCUUUGCGCAGCAGUUCCUCCCCGAGCAAACCUGGGUGAUAUUCUUCAAUCUCGUCGGUUUCGUCAUCGGCACCUACGUCAACGCGCACACCAAGAAGAAGAGACUCGCAGCGCUUCGCAAGAAGCACUAUGGCGGCGAUGGACGGAGC